UCUGCCAAGGCGCCAAGCCAAACAGAGCCUAAGACCAUAGUUCUCUACCAGAGUACUGAGUACAGUACCCACGUCCCGCGCGGCGCGCCCAUCUGUUUUUUGCCACAGCCGCCCAGGCCAUUGGCCCCUUCAAGCGUCGACCCCGCCGGCCUCACGCUCCUCACCGGCGACGGACUCAGGACGUCACACGUCAGACUGUCAGAUUUAUCUCAGUAUAUCCGCCAAUUCACCAUCCUCAUUCCUCGACAAGACGCCGUUGCCACUUGCCAGCCCCUCCUCGCCGUCCGGCUGAAUCAUAAGCUUGUGGCUUCCUAUGUCGACAUCUGAGAAUCCAUUGCAGCUUCUCUUCCAAACAUUUGAGAAGGUAUCAAAUUGCAUCCAAACCCAUCUCUCUCAAUUCCUAAGAUUUCCGAACAACCCACACGCCAAGCCGCUCUUUGCUAUCUCUACAGCUCCAAAAGCUAACCACUUGGCUCCAAGACCUGCCGUUUCUGCUCUUCUCCAUCCUGCUGAAGUUCCAAAGAAGGAAAAUUCUGCUGGCCCAGUGACUAAAGAAGAGCUUGGAAGGGCCACUUGGGUUUUUCUUCACACUCUUGCAGCUCAGUACCCAGAGAAGCCAACAAGGCAACAAAAGAAGGAUGUAAAAGAAUUGAUGGCAAUCUUAUCUCGCAUGUACCCUUGCAAGGACUGUGCUGAUCAUUUUAAAGAAAUUCUACGAGCAAAUCCUGUACAAGCCAGAUCUCAAGCUGAGUUUUCCCAAUGGUUGUGUCAUGUGCACAAUGUCGUUAAUAGAAGUUUGGGUAAACUCAAUUUCCCUUGUGAACGGGUUGAUGCACGGUGGGGUAAACUCGACUGUGAGCAGCGUAACUGUGACUUGCAAGGAAGUAACACGCUUUGGUAACGAGACAGGGAGGAAAUGGCGGUGGCUGAAUCUGUUGUGUAUUCAUGUUUUCAAAAGCCUAAUUAGUAGUUUUAUAAAUAACCAUGGCUACAGCUUCAUCCACAGAUUUUCACUUACAAGUUAGUAUCCUUAAAUCUUUUCCCAAACAUAGUAAUUCUACUGGUUUGUAUAAAGUUAGAUGUGUGCUAUUUUUGUUGUAGAUGUUCAUGUAUGGAUAAUUUAGAUUGGUUUAUU
This is a messenger RNA of Ipomoea nil (Japanese morning glory), 1135 nucleotides long. RefSeq names its product FAD-linked sulfhydryl oxidase ERV1. Gene Ontology annotation, molecular function: flavin adenine dinucleotide binding; flavin-dependent sulfhydryl oxidase activity. Lineage: Eukaryota; Viridiplantae; Streptophyta; Magnoliopsida; Solanales; Convolvulaceae. The transcript is spliced from 8 exons. Gene Ontology annotation, cellular component: mitochondrion. Bases 314 to 901 code for a protein of 195 amino acids. The record is from RefSeq and is a predicted model, not a curated record.